Molecule: messenger RNA, 324 nt
Organism: Knipowitschia caucasica
Lineage: Eukaryota; Metazoa; Chordata; Actinopteri; Gobiiformes; Gobiidae
Source: the annotation of a GenBank genome assembly
AUGAAGAUGGACGUGAUGGGAGAUGUGAUCAACAAGUCCAGGGACCGAAAGAUAAAGCUGAACCUGCAGGUACAGGAGGUUCAGCUCCAACUCCAAACGGAGAAAGACACCAACCAAUUCCUGAACAAGUCGCUGAAGGAGCUGAAGCAGGAGAGAGAAAAGGAAGAGAGGCCCGCCCUGAAGGAAAGAGAAGAAGAGCGCUUCCUGAAGUGGUUGGCCAUGGAGCUCAAGUUGGAGAAGAUGCGUCAGAAGUGGUUGGAGAAGCUGCUUUUCCGACUGCAGAGUGUAGUUUUGGCUGCACAUUUCCUGGGGAUUCCCAUGUGA